AUGAACUACGACGGUGAUCAGCAGCAGCAGCAACAGUCGCUCGAUGGGACGAUGCGGUUGGAGCGUUCGAUGCUGAAGCUGGGACCUUUUGACCCACCGAAAUCACCAGGAGGAUACGCAGAACAGUUUACGUACUCAACGCCCAUCACUCCAGUAACUCCGAAUACGCCCCUGGUGUGCUAUCCCAUGAAAAACCGUGUGCUGCGGCCGGGAGUGAAUCGUAAAUAUCGCAAGCGGGCCAUCUUGAAAAAUGGAGACUGUAACGUUGUGCUCUCGCGUCCGCCGAGGCAACAUUUGCGCUUUCUGCAGGACAUUUUUACCACACUGGUCGAUGCUCAGUGGCGUUGGACGUUGCUAGUGUUUGCGUUCAGUUUCGUCGGUUCGUGGCUGUUCUUCGCCGUCAUCUGGUGGCUGAUUUCGUACACGCACGGUGACCUUGAGGAGUUACAUCUGCCCGAUAACCAAUCUGAAAUCGGUUGGAUACCGUGCGUCUACAACAUCUACUCGUUCACUUCGGCGUUCCUGUUUUCGAUCGAGACGCAGCACACGAUCGGGUACGGUGUGCGAACGACAACGGAGGAAUGUCCGGAAGCGAUUUUCGUCAUGUGCUUCCAAUCGAUCUACGGUCUCAUGAUCCAAGCGUUUAUGGUGGGCAUCGUGUUUGCGAAGAUGACGCGUCCAAAGCAGCGCAGCCAAACGUUGCUGUUUUCGAAAAAUGCCGUCGUUUGUCAGCGUGACGGUGAGCUAUGCCUGAUGUUUCGCGUGGGAGAUAUGCGCAAGAGUCACAUUAUCGGUGCGUCUGUGAGGGCGCAGCUGAUAAGAACGAAAACGACGCGAGAGGGCGAAACGAUGGCACAGUAUCAGCAUGAGCUAGACGUCGGGUCGGACGGUAGCUCGUCGGAGCUGUUCUUCAUCUGGCCCCAGAUUGUGGUGCAUCGGAUCGAUAAGAAUUCGGCGCUGUACAAUCUGUCGGCGUCCGAUAUGCUGCGAGAGCGGUUCGAGAUUGUGGUCAUCCUGGAGGGUACGGUAGAGUCGACGGGACAAUCGACCCAGGCCCGUUCGAGCUACGUCAACACGGAGAUACUGUGGGGCCAUCGGUUCGAGCCGGUCGUGUGCUACAACAGGGAACAGCAAGGGUAUGAGAUCAAUUACAGUAAGUUUGAUUCGACGCUGCAGGUCGAUACGCCGCUGUGUUCGGCACGUGAGCUGGCCGAGUUCUACCGGGCACAGGAUGACUAUCGCCCGCCAACCGAUGCCGGUGACAACGUGUCCACAAAGACGCAACUCGAGCGUCGUUGGAAAGAUCACUACAGCACGCUGGUAAACACGCUCAGCCAGUACAAUUUGGCGGACGUUACCGGUACCGGUGGCGUCGGUACGGAUCAUCUCUACCCGACACGUUACCUCACGAUACAGGGCGUUCCGAGGAGGAAAAAGUCGUACGUCGCGUUGCAGACCAAUCUGUGGAACUUGUUCGAUCGACCACCGAAUCCACGGCUACAGCUCACUACGACGGAUGAUGAUACGAGCAGUACGCGACGCGUGUCGGAUGACGAUCCGAUCGUAAACAGUGUGACGGUGAAAAGCGUCAACGAACGACGAACGUCCGGUGGAGGCGCAUGA
Messenger RNA from Anopheles maculipalpis, 1623 nucleotides. RefSeq names its product G protein-activated inward rectifier potassium channel 3-like. The record is from RefSeq and is a predicted model, not a curated record. Lineage: Eukaryota; Metazoa; Arthropoda; Insecta; Diptera; Culicidae. Gene Ontology annotation, biological process: potassium ion import across plasma membrane; regulation of monoatomic ion transmembrane transport. Gene Ontology annotation, cellular component: plasma membrane. The transcript is spliced from 5 exons. The coding region runs from base 1 to 1623 and encodes 540 amino acids. Gene Ontology annotation, molecular function: inward rectifier potassium channel activity.